This is a messenger RNA of Colletotrichum chrysophilum, 1476 nucleotides long. RefSeq lists its product as uncharacterized. The record is from RefSeq and is a predicted model, not a curated record. Gene Ontology annotation, cellular component: glycosylphosphatidylinositol-mannosyltransferase I complex; endoplasmic reticulum membrane. Gene Ontology annotation, molecular function: mannosyltransferase activity. Gene Ontology annotation, biological process: GPI anchor biosynthetic process; protein processing. The transcript has 2 exons. Bases 1 to 1476 code for a protein of 491 amino acids. NCBI's taxonomy places the organism in Eukaryota, Fungi, Ascomycota, Sordariomycetes, Glomerellales, Glomerellaceae.
AUGCGUCAACGAAUCACCUUCAUCCACAAGCCCGGAAACGGAGUCCCCUUCGAAGCUCUCGAGGUUAGCGAUGCCGGCGUCAAAGGCCCGGAGAUUGAGGCCGUUCGCGAGGACAGAGUCACACUAGCUCUGGAGGAGCUUCCAGCCGAGCUCUCUCAGCUUCUGAGCGAGAGCCAUGAGCUCCAUAUCCGAUGGGUCACUCCUGAGACCUACGAGACUGUCACUCCCUUGAACUCAAGGGUGUCACCGGGCUUUCAUCUGUUUUAUACCCCCAAAAAGGAGGGGCAAUGGGAUGCGUGGUCAUUCACGAGUCUCCCGAAUGACAGAUUCUCUCACUCCGCAGCUCUCCAAUACUACGAGCCGCUGGACAACCUCACAAAGUUCAUUCAUUACACAUCCGAGACGCUAUGCCCAGCGUCAAACACGGCCUGCAAGUCCCGCGCCGAGGAUCUCAAGACGGCGGCGUCCCUCGAUAUUUCAUACGAUACCAUCUCGCACGCCCUCAAAGUCACGGCACAAUGGCCGUACACUACCCAUAAGAUCGACGUCGCCUCAACACCAAAGCACAGGACCGAGGUCGGCGUUCUCACCACUGACUCCUCCGCAAAGCCGGAGCCUCACGAGAUCGGUAUGACCGGCGGCCUGACCGUCCUCGGCGAACACACGAAGCCCUCGCCCGUUCUGUUCAACGUGCCCGCACGCCACCGCCGCCAUGACGAAGUGGCCGCCGGCUCUUCCUUCUCCGCCAAGUUCCUCGAGCCGACAGGCCUGCACCCCGCGCUACAGCUUACAGUCAGCUCUGCCCGGCCUCCCGUCGACGACGCUUACUGCGCCAUCCACGCGCACUUCACACUCCCCAAGACCAUCUUUGCGGACCGUUACCAGCUCGCAGACGACCUGUUCCUCCAAUCCAAGAACCUCACCGCCUUGCGCUACUCCAGCUCGCCCGUCGACCUCGAGGCGCCAGCCUACGCGACCAAGCCGUGGGGCUCGGGCGUUCUCCUCGAGCUCGCGCCCCCAACCGCGCAAGAACAGGACACCGAAUGGACGGCCGAGAUCCCGCUGCACCUGCGCUACCUCAAGCCAGCCGACGGCGGCUACACGGAUCUCGAAGUCCCCCACCCAGCCGUGUUCUGGGCUUGCUCCUCGGAGGAAGGCACCAAGUUCCCCAGUAGCCCAUUUGAGCGCGUCAACCUGGGCUACGACGCGCUUUUCGGACCGCGAACCGUCUUCUGGCACGUAGAGCCGGUCGGCGCUGCGGAGGGCGGCGGCGGCGGCGGCGGCGGUAGUCGGCUUACGAGCUCCGUGCGCGUGCCGGUUUUGGAGGCCGGACAGGCGGGGUGGGUGCGGAUGGGGACCGCGGGCGCGGUGAUGCUGGGCUUCGCAUGGGUUCUGUGGAGGCUCGUUGCCGCGCAUUUCCGGACCGGAUACGGCAAGGGUGCUGCUGCCAAGGCGGAGGAGAAGAAGACGCAGUAG